Messenger RNA from Microplitis mediator, 623 nucleotides. RefSeq lists its product as uncharacterized. The coding region runs from base 123 to 584 and encodes 153 amino acids. The record is from RefSeq and is a predicted model, not a curated record. The transcript has 5 exons. Lineage: Eukaryota; Metazoa; Arthropoda; Insecta; Hymenoptera; Braconidae.
UCAAUACAAGUAUUUGCAGUAACAGCAGACGCUAUUCCACGGCAAGUGAAACAAAUUUUAAUGAAAUUAUUUACCCACCACCACCAAUUGUCUAUCCAUAUGGCGGCACAUUCAAGUUUCUUAUGGGAAUUGCGAUGCCGAUAUUGUCAGGAAGAAGACUUUUGACGUACAGUCAAAAUUUUCAAUUCCAAUACCCGUUGCCCCAAAACGCAACAACGUUUACAAAUUAUUUUUCCUCAUUAAAAAAACGUCGACGCAGAUCUAUAUCCGGUAAUGAUGAAAGAAGAAUAUUCUAUGAAUUACUAGAACACGAAUUACAAAGAUGGAGUGGAAACGGCAAAGCGUGUAUGCUAAAAAGUAUAUGCGAGGCAUCAAGUGUUCCGCUAAACCGUGAAAGUCUUGUUGAAAAUUUGUUACACGUCGUCUUGACCCCGGACUAUGGUAAUAAUUCGACAUUUGCUGACAAGGAUUACUUAGAAGCUUCUCAAGCUGGAAGACGUGGAGAUGAUUGCACAGUAAUCUACUCACACUGUCCCAAAGGAUAUGGAUUGCUUGAUUCAAUAUCACGAAUUUAUUCAUUUUAAAAUUGUAAUAAAAAAAUAUAAAUUAAUAAAAUAUUUAUU